This is a messenger RNA of Etheostoma cragini (Arkansas darter), 2253 nucleotides long. RefSeq lists its product as uncharacterized. The transcript is spliced from 9 exons. The record is from RefSeq and is a predicted model, not a curated record. The coding region runs from base 1 to 1719 and encodes 572 amino acids. Lineage: Eukaryota; Metazoa; Chordata; Actinopteri; Perciformes; Percidae.
AUGGCGACGUUGGUUCUGGACAACGGGGCCUAUACGGCGAAGAUAGGGUACAGCCAGGAGAAAUGGGGGGUAAGCUGUGAUGUUGUGUGUUGCAGGGCCAUCCUGUACGAGCUGGGUCUGCAGGGGAAGCUGACCACGGACCAGCUGGCCAAGAAGUGGGACAACCUGAAGAGGAGGUACAAGGAGCUGAAGUUCCCCCCCCGCGGCGCCGAGACCAACCCCAGCUCCUGGCCCUGGUUCUACCGCAUGAACGACGCCAUGGAGGGCCGCCUGGCCGGCGCCGCGCCCGUCCUCACGCCCAUCGUGGAGGACGAGGACGAGGACUGCGAGCCGCUGUCCCCGACCCCGAAGAAGAGGGCGCGCCGCAGCCGGGGGGGCAUGUCGGAGUUCCUGACGGAGUCGGAGAUGGACCUGCUGGUGGAGAACGAGGACAAGAACGCGUCGGCGGCGCUGGGGGAGCUGCAGCGCAUGGCCGAGUUCACCUACAAAUUGACAGAAGAAGACAUAAAGCGACUCAUCGAGUUACGAGCGUCUAACGAGUCUCUGUUCACGGGGAGGAGGAACACCGCCAAGCCGGCCUGGAGGGGCAUAGUGAAGGGCAUGGGUCUGACGGGGAAGAUUACUCCAGACCAGGUCGCCAAGAAGUGGGACAACCUGAAGACCAAGUUUAAGGACCUGAAGUUCCCCCCCCGGGGCAUGGAGAGCCAGACCAACCCGGCCUCGUGGCCCUGGUUCCAGCUGAUGAGCGAGGCUCUGGAGGGCCGGCUGGCGGGGAAAGCCCCCCGGGUGACGCCCGUGUGGAGCAGCGAGGAGGACGGCGUCUUCGGCUCGUCCCCCCCCCCAGACAGAGACUGUCUGAUGGCGGAGCGGGGCAGCGUGUCGGAGCUGGAGAGCAUGGUGGGGGGGGGCGACGCCGCCGAGACCGAUGGGAGCGUCACCUACAUCGAUGCCAGCGGAGAGGAGUGCUCCACCCCCUCAGACCUCUCCUACAAGAUGACAGACCAGGACACCCGGAGGUUGAUUAAACUCCGAGCUGCUAAUGAGACGCUGUUCACCGGGAGGAGAAACGCUGCCAAAGCUGCCUGGAAGGCCAUCCUGAAGGAGCUCGGGCUGCAGGGGAAAGUCUCCACCCACCAGAUGGCCAAGAAAUGGGACAAUCUGAAGAGGAGAUACAAGGAUCUGAAGUAUCCUCCCGUUGGCAUGGAGACCGUAGCAGACAGCUCCUCCUCCUGGCCGUGGUUUCACCUGAUGAAUGAGGCGAUGGAGGGCCGCCUGGCGAGCAGCGCCCCCCUUCUAACCCCAGUAACCCAGGACGACGAGCAGCACCCUGACCCCGCCCCCAGACAUAGGCCCCGCGCCGCCGCCCCCGCACCUCCGCCUCCCGCGUCUUCCUCGGACUACGCGCAGGAAGUGUUCGCCGCCGGGGAGCCGGACCAGCGCUCGGCAGAGGCCUGCGAUGGUGGGCUGGAGCGGGAGUGGGACAUGGUGGAGAGGGAGCGCGCGGCGCUGGAGCGGGACCGGGAGAUGGUGGACCGAGACCGCGCGGCGCUGGAGCGGGAGCGGGCGGCGGUGCAGGCGGAGCGUCUGUGGCUGGAGAGGGAGCGGGCGGCGGUGGAGCGAGACAGAGCCAUGGUGGAGCAGGACCGGGCGGCGCUGGACCAGAGGGCGCUGAUGAUGAACUCGGUGGGACACGGCGGACACCUCAACUCUCUCAUGUAGGCCGCCGGGCGCCGCGCCGCGCUGUAGAGACGCCCGGGUCUGUGGCGGAGGUCUGGACCUUCAGUCUGGAGGAGGAAAACCUCCCCAACAGACCACAGAGACGCUGCAGAGACAGUUCUAGAGACGCUCUGGGGACACUCCUGGAGACGGACUGGAGACAGUCCUGGAGACGCUCUGGAGACAGUCCUGGAGACGCUCUGGAGACAUCUUCCACACAGCGUCCUGGAGACAUAGAGCACUGUAACAGGAACAGGAGGCUGCACAAUUAUACAAGAGGGUAUCGCCAUGGUUUCCUGAAGCGAUUAGAUUCACAAGAUCCCAACUGGAUCUUAGCUUCACGUAUCAGAGGAGAUGGAGAGCUGCACAAUUACACAUUCAUGUAGUUUGGGCUAGGCCUUCACGAUUCAGGGAAACAUAGGAUUUUUAGCUUAGAAUUGUUUUCACGAUUCUCUGCCAUGAUGUCUUUGACCACGACAAAACAAAGUGAAAGCAUCAAACGCUGAAAAAAGCAACAAAAAGGAGAAAUAAACAACA